GCCGGCGCGCUCCGACGUGCCCUGGAACUUACCCUCCCUCAGAGACCAGCCUGCGGGGACGCCCGGUUGUGGUUGCCGCCGAGUGAGCGCUCUUCAGGUGGUCCCUCAGCCGCUCGGCCACAGCGCCGGAUGAGGAGGGAGCUGCCCGUCGCGAGGUCUCCGACCCUUGAAUGUGGGCUGUAGGAAGUCAUGCCUUCCUAGUAGCUGCUCUUCGUGUCACAGCAUUAACAAGGCUGAGAACCACUGUUCUAGAUGCUUUCCCAUUCUGCUCUCUCCUGGUUUCCCCAGGCCUGGAGAGACUGCUAUUCUCUCGGCUUCAUGUUUAAUGAGACACCAGGUGUUUACAGCCUUCCAAGUGUUAUGUUAAUUCAUCGAGGCACAUGACAUAAUGUGACAUGCUAUCAGUUUUGAGAGUAUUACUGAGUAGACAUGGCUGAGAGAAGUGGGAAGAUUGCUGCAGGACAAGCGUAUAUUGAGGUGGAGUAUGAUUAUGAGUAUGAAGCAAAGGACAGGAAGAUUGUGAUCAGACAAGGGGAGCGCUACCUCCUGGUGAAGAAGACCAAUGAUGACUGGUGGCAAGUCAGACCUGAUGAGAACUCGAAAGCAUUUUAUGUGCCAGCACAGUAUGUCAAGGAGGUCACUCGUAAAGCGCUGAUGCCGCCUGUGAAGCAGGCAGCGGGACUGCCAAAUAGCUCUGUGAAGACAAUUCAGAGUUUGCAUCUCCAGAGAUCAACAGAAAAUGUCAACAAAAUGCCCGAGCUUUCAAGUUUUGGAAAGCCAUCAUCUGUUCAAGGAACAGGUCUUAUUCGUGAUGCCAAUCAGAAUUUCGGAUCCAAUUAUAAUUCAGGCCAGACUCUCAACCUAAGCCUGGACCUGACCCAUAAUAACGGAAAGUUUAACAGUGACUCACAUUCUCCUAAAGUUUCCAGCCAGAAUAGGACACGCUUAUUUGGUCAUUUUCCCGGGCCAGAGUUCUUGGAUGUAGAGAAGACUAGCUUCUCUCAGGAACAGUCAUGUGACUCAGCUGGCGAAGGCUCGGAAAGAACGCACCAGGAUUCUGAAUCUGGAGAUGAACUUAGCAGCAGCUCCACUGAGCAGAUGCGGGCAACCACACCCCCUAAUCAAGGAAGGUCAGAUUCUCCAGUCUAUGCUAACCUACAGGAACUGAAAAUAUCACAGUCUGCUCUUCCUCCUCUCCCUGGGAGCCCAGCAAUUCAAGUUAAUGGGGAAUGGGAGACUCAUAAAGACAGUUCAGGCCGUUGUUACUACUAUAACCGCACGACCCAGGAGCGAACCUGGAAACCACCUCGAUGGGCUCGAGAUGUGAACACAAGCCGAGAUUUUCAGAGCACAGGAGAACAAGAGCCUCUUUCAUCAGAAGAAAACUACCACAGCAGUUGUUUCAGCCAGUCAGAUAGUCAGUGUGAUUCUCCUCCCAGGGGUUGGUCAGAAGAGCUGGAUGAACGUGGGCAUACCUUAUAUACCAGUGACUAUACUAAGGAAAAGUGGCUCAAGCAUGUUGAUGAUCAAGGUAGACAGUAUUACUAUAGCGCAGACGGAUCUCGGUCAGAAUGGGAAUUGCCAAAGUAUAAUGCUUCAUCUCAGCAGCAAAGAGAAAUCAUUAAAAGUAGGAGCUUGGACAGGCGGCUGCAAGAACCAAUAGUGUUAACUAAAUGGAGACAUAGCACCAUUGUGUUGGACUCCAACGACAAGGAUUCUCCAACUACCACAAAACUCUGCUUACCUGAAAAUGAAUCUCCUCCUACUUCAUCAAAGCAUCAAGAUCCAGGUCAGGAGAAAUAUGGAUUGCUAAAUGUAACAAAAAUUACUGAAAAUGGGAAAAAGGUUCGGAAGAAUUGGUUGUCUUCUUGGGCAGUGCUACAGGGUUCAUCUUUACUUUUUACGAAAACUCAAGGGAGUAGUACAAGCUGGUUUGGGAGUAAUCAGUCCAAACCAGAAUUCACAGUGGACCUGAAGGGGGCAGUGAUUGAAAUGGCAUCAAAGGACAAAUCGAGCAAGAAGAACGUAUUUGAGCUGAAAACCCGCCAAGGAACAGAGCUGCUAAUUCAGUCUGAUAAUGAUGCUGUUAUUAAUGAUUGGUUUAAAGUUAUUAGUAGUACUAUCAAUAACCAGGUGGCCGAGGCUGAUGAAGCAGCUGAAGAGGAGACACCAGAUUCACCAGGGGUAGAGAAGCAGGAUAAAGAAAAGGACCAGAAGGAGCUGAAAAAACUUCGCUCAAUGAAAGGAUCCAGCAUGGAUUCUUCAGAGCAGAAGAAAACUAAGAAAAACUUAAAGAAAUUUCUUACCCGGCGCCCCACUUUGCAAGCUGUUCGUGAGAAAGGUUAUAUCAAAGAUCAGGUAUUUGGAUCUAAUCUUGCUAAUCUGUGUCAGAGGGAAAAUGGAACAGUGCCAAAGUUUGUGAAAUUAUGCAUUGAACACGUCGAAGAGCAUGGUUUGGAUGUUGAUGGUAUCUACAGAGUGAGCGGCAACCUUGCAGUGAUCCAGAAGCUGAGGUUUGCCGUCAAUCACGAUGAGAAGUUGGACUUGAAUGACAGUAAAUGGGAAGACAUUCAUGUCAUCACGGGAGCACUCAAAAUGUUUUUUCGAGAAUUACCAGAACCUCUUUUUACAUUUAAUCAUUUCAAUGAUUUUGUUAAUGCAAUUAAACAAGAACCUAGACAGCGUGUCACUGCGGUUAAGGAUCUAAUCAGACAGUUGCCAAAGCCAAAUCAAGAUACAAUGCAGAUUCUGUUUAGACACCUCAAAAGGGUUAUAGAAAAUGGAGAAAAAAACCGAAUGACCUAUCAGAGCAUAGCGAUUGUUUUUGGCCCCACCCUUCUAAAGCCAGAAAGAGAGACUGGUAAUAUAGCGGUCCAUACUGUGUACCAGAACCAGAUUGUGGAGCUGAUUCUCCUGGAAUUAAGCACUGUCUUUGGACGUUGACUCUCUGGAACAACAGCCUGUGGAAUAGAUGUUGGAUUCCGAGAUUUCAAGUCUUAUAUGUGGUGUGUUUCGUUUCGGACCAAGCAGUGACUCUGAUCUUGCACUUUCUUGAGUGUCAGAGAGGAAGAGGAGAGUGGAGGCACCAGCUGGGCCUCGCUGGCUGCUUCACUGCAAGCUGUGACUGUGAACGUGGAUUCAUGUUAUCCUGGAUGCUUGCAUUCCGUUCUCUGAAUACCAGUAAACAUCAAAACUCAAAAUUCUAACCAGUCAUGCACACUGGAUAAUUUGGUUAGGACAGCCAUGUGGGUCCCUUGUGGUACUGUCCUUACUGUCUCCAAACUGGAUAAUGUAGAUUCCUUCUCAUGGUUCGUAAGCUCUUUACUUGGUACAAUGAUACUGUCAGUUACUUUAAAAAUGCUCUUGGGCAUUUAAGACAAAUGAAGUUGAUCUAUUUGAAACCUGUGUAUUGCUUUUUUCAGGGUGUUUGCAUGAGUGGCAGUCUUAAGCUCUGAAGCUCAUAACCCAGAUAGAAUCCCUGGGUGAAGGUUUGCUGUCUAAUUUACUGUCUCACAGCAUUCUUGCUAAAUACCUUAGUUGUCUGUUGGAGCAGCACACUGACAGGACUUAAAACACUGUGAUAUACUGGAGUUCUGGUUAGUCUAAGUCAAAUCAGGGUAUUUGGUACCUGUCUUGCUGUACUGAAUUAUAGCUAACAAUCCUUAUUAUAUUUAGUGCCAUAUUGAGUUUUUGGUAUGACCCUGUGGAAACAGACAUUGUUUGAUGUAAGUAUGGGCUAAGGACCUAAUAUAAUUUACCUUAUGUAUAUAACUGUGUUGUAUAGGCUCAGAGUACAUCUAACUCAAUGUUUCUAAUCAAGACAUUGGUAACUGUUUCCAUGAAUUGCUUCCUGCAGACAGAGGCCAUUAUUUGGGAAAGUUAAACUGUGCACUUUUAGGUUUUAAUUACGUUUAUAGGCAGACCACUGCAAUGAAAAUGGUACUGGGAGAUAUUGACUUACUAAAUAGUGAACACACUACAGGAACAGCUCCUUAGGUUAUUUAAUAUGUACAGAAGACAUUAGGAAAAUCAUUUCAGAAUUCUAGCCCAGCUUCAAUAGUGGAAACAUGUAAAUUGGAUGUUGGAUAGAAAAUGACACUGCAGAUUUGAGUAUUUUCUUUUUACAUUACUAAUGUAGAUUGAUUUGUACAAUAAAACAGGGUUUGGAAGGUUUUGUUACAAGGAGGCAUGGUCUGUUGAAGAUUUUUAAAUGUAUUUUUCUAGAUUAACUGCUGUAUAUGAAAUGUCUAAUCUAAUAAAGGAAGCUACAAUAUGCUUAGAGUUUUUUUUCCAUUGGAAAUGUGCAUUUUGGUUCUUAAUUUUGUUGUUGUUUUGUUUUUAUUUACUGACAUACUUUUAUACCUCAUUUUAGAAAAUCAACCAAAUCCAUAUUUCCUGUGGCAGAUCUGCUUUUCUCACUUCGUGUGUUUUCUGUUCUUCCUGUACCAACAUUUCCCUAACACCACGCACUUCCUCAUCAUCAGUGUUUGAAAGGAAAUGAUUUCUGAUCAUGAUUCUUUUUCCUAGGAUUGCAUUUAUAAUUUCCAGAUUGCCUUCUUGGGGAAUAAUCUGUGUGUGUGUGAAUGAUCUGUCCAAAACCUUUCUAAGUCUUGUGGCUAAGAUAUUGUGUGUAUUGUUGUAAUCUUCUUAAAUAGGUAACAGAUUGAGCUGCUUGAGAGCUCAUGCAGAUUCCUUUGAGUGGGGAGAAAUUCUAAACCAGAAUGUAUAGAUCUGAAGAUGCCAUUAAUAACACAGUGUGCUUUAGGGCUCUUGUGUCUUGACUGUGUACCAGGAAAUCAAUUAGACUCAAACCUAUGAUCUGUGGUGUUCUUUCUCUUGGUGAUCAUGAACAUGUCAAAGGUUUAAAAUUGUCCUGUGUUUUUUGUUUCAAAGUACAUGUGUGUAUGCAAAGUCUUUAAUGUUGUAUUGGUCUACUACUAAUAAUUGUAUUGUAAUAGUGUAUGUACAAUGAGAUAAGUGUCUUGUGCUUUCAUCCUUUGUGAAUUAAAAAUUAACGAUUGUUUUUGUAAUAACAAAACCAGUAAUAUUUUCCUUUCUUGACAACUUGAUUUUUUUUAGCAGAAAAUAUAUUAAAAGCUAAAAAUAAA
Molecule: messenger RNA, 5108 nt
Organism: Apodemus sylvaticus (European woodmouse)
Lineage: Eukaryota; Metazoa; Chordata; Mammalia; Rodentia; Muridae
Gene: Arhgap12
Product: Rho GTPase activating protein 12
Exons: 20
Coding region: 430-2943 (837 amino acids)
Biological process (GO): signal transduction; regulation of GTPase activity
Cellular component (GO): cytoplasm
Molecular function (GO): protein binding
Source: RefSeq, a predicted model, not a curated record